UGAUUCACCCUAUCUUUCCCAAUCUUGCAGCACAGUGCUUGGUAGCGUUUUCCAGGAGGACGAUCGCUCUGAGACAGCAGCCACUUCUAAACAGGCGGUUAUUGUAUUUCUGUCAUAUUGGACGGAUUGUGUUGGUUUCGUGUCUGAAGCGGCUAAAGUGGCGUAUUUUUCUUGCGCUACAGUAUUUCAAGUGAGGGCCUGUCACUGAGAAGUGGGUGUCUGCUCACUGGCGUUGAGACAGCGGCGAGUGCAGCAGUGUGUGUCCCCGAUGGCUGGGUGGAAGGACGGCUCGGUGCAGGAGAAGUAUCGGCUGGUUGUGGUUGGAGGUGGUGGUGUCGGGAAAUCUGCACUUACUAUCCAAUUCAUUCAGUCGUACUUCGUCACAGAUUAUGACCCCACGAUUGAAGACUCGUACACCAAACAGUGCGUGAUUGACGAGAGGCCGGCUCGACUGGACAUCCUGGACACUGCCGGUCAGGAGGAGUUUGGGGCCAUGAGGGAGCAGUACAUGAGGACAGGGGAAGGCUUCCUGCUCGUCUUCUCCGUCACAGACAGGGGGAGCUUUGAGGAGAUCUACAAGUUCCAGCGACAGAUCCUCAGAGUGAAGGAUCGGGAUGAAUUUCCCAUGAUCCUUGUGGGUAACAAGGCCGACUUGGAACUUCAGAGACAGGUGACCCAGGAGGAAGGUCAGCAGCUGGCCCGGCAGCUGAAGGUGACGUACAUGGAGGCCUCGGCUAAGAUCCGCAUGAAUGUAGACCAAGCGUUCCACGAGCUGGUCCGAGUAAUAAGGAAGUUCCAGGAGCAGGAGUGCCCGCCGUCGCCGGAGCCCACGCGCAAGGAGAAGGACAAGAGCGGCUGCCACUGUGUCAUCGUCUGAUUGGCACGCGGGGCCGCCAGUCAUCUAGCUGCUGUCACCAGUCCCCCCACCCCCCCCUCUGCCUUCUGACAUCACAUCCUGUUGUGGAUGACCGCUGCCUUUCGACAUGUGCAUGAGCUAAGACAGCAGUCCCUGUGCUAGCCUUAUCAGGGCCUGGAGACGCCUCGCAGCUCUCCUCACCCUGGGACUUCACUACUAGAAGAACCAAACUGACAGUAAAAACAACAACAAAACUUAACAAAACAAAACAAAAAAAAAAAAAACAGACAAACAAACACAAAAACAACAACAAAUGUUAUUGAACUCACCGCUCACCUUCAACUAGUGUUAUAUAUAUAUAUAUAAAAAAACCAUGAUGACGGAAAAAAAAGACAAGAAACCAUACAGCUUUCAGUGUGAAUAUGUCCCAACACUAAAAGAUCGCUUCUUAAAUUUGCUUAACGAUUCCAUUAUUUUUAUGUUGUAUCUCAAAGGACUUAUCUUGCCUUGUAGUCACAUUUGUAUUUUUACCGAGAUGGAAUCACAGAAAAUAUCAAUAUAUGUAUAUUAUAUCAUUAGAAUGUUAAUGAUAAACAACUGACGCAUCUGCAGGCGGUGUAGAAUGAGGUGAUCUUGUGCCGCUUUGUAUGUGCGUCUAUGCGUGUGUGUGUGUGUGUGUGUGUGUGUGUGUGUGUGUGUGUGUGUGUGUGUGCGUAUGUGCACGUGUGUGUGUGUGUGUGUGUAUGUGUGUGUGUCGUGCCAUUAUGCCUUUUAAUUUCUACUCCAUGUGCUGAACAGCUACUGUACGUGAAUGAAAUCAGUGUGAGUUGAGAACACAUUUUUAAAAACCUGAUGAUUAAAUCUUCUCAGUGCUGAGUGCAAGGUUAAUGAGCUUUGGUCCUGACCCAUGUUAUAAUGUAAUAUACAGUAUAAGUCUGUGUGUGUGUGUGUGUGUGUGUGUGUGUGUGUGUGUGUGUGUGUGUGUGUGUAGAUAACCAACAUGAACACUGGGAUCUCGUGUAUCGGCUAUUUUUUUCUGGCCGACACCCAGUAGCUGUGGUGUCUGUCACCUGAACGGCUCGUAGACUAGUCCUUGCUUGUUUGCUUUUCUCAUUGCUAAUCGGGAUCUCAGAGCGGUGUGUUGCUAGAUAGGCCAGCUCUUCUCUACCUUCUUGCUCAGCCAUUGCCUUCACAGACUAUCACACACUCAGGUUGGUGGGGAAAACAUUUCCUCCCUCGGAGAAGGAUAGUGUGUAAGAGGCCGGGCCAGUGGGGUUAGAGGUACCUUGCUAAUAUUUGUAGUUUUACAGAACUGGUUUGGGAAAAUGUACACACACACACACACACACACACACACACACACACACACACACACACACACACACACACACACACACAGAGACUCUCUCACUCUCUCUUGCCUUACAUGUUGGAAUUGAUUUCCAGAUUGAUGAUAUUCUGUUGACUGUUUCUAUCUCUGCUCAUUCUCUGGUGUGCUUAGUUGCAGUAAUGUAAGGAAACAGCAACAGUGGGAGGGUAGAACUGAGGAAUGAUGUACACUCAUGGUAUUAAUUAUUAGCCGCAGCUUGUACAACUUCCAUAACACCUCUGGAACGGACAUGAAGGGACCUUCAAACCUUCAACAUUCUCUUUGCCACGUCUGUAAUCCAUGUUUAUGUUUUUAUUAGUUGGUAAGAUGCCCCAAAUGAAUUCUUGACCAUGGAUUUGAGUGUGAAGAUUUAAGUAGUGACAGAUGUUUCCUGUAUAACACACAGACACAUACUCUCUCUCUCUCUCUCUUUCUCUCUCUCUCUCUCCUUCUUUCUCUCACACAGACACAUACAGUACAUGUACAUAAUGAAGACUAAAUAAAUGAUCUCAGUUGUGACACAUCUGGUAUCUGACAGGCUAGUAUGUGUAGCCCCUCAUCUUACAGAACUAUCAUUAAGGGUUAACAUCACUAUAAAGACAUUUCACCUUUUAGGUUUGUCUUCCUUCUUCAUGAGUGUAUUUCAGUACAAGGGAUACAAUUAAUCUAUUCUGGUUUUUGUUUUAUCAUCAUGUAAUAUAAGAUUUAAAAAAAAAAAGGUCGGAGGUGAUCCUUUGAAAGACGUGAUUAAAUGUUUUUACUAUAUACUUUUAUACAUUAUUUUCUUAUCAGACUAGUUAUCGAGUAUUUUUAUAUGUUUGUAAGUGAACCUGCUCUCAUGGCACAAGUGUGUGUAUAUGUAAAGAGGAGUAUUUAAUUCUCUUAGUUUGCUUUUAACUGAAAAUAAAAGAUGAAUGGCCAUAGCCUGCAUUGUC
Messenger RNA from Sardina pilchardus (European sardine), 3160 nucleotides. RefSeq names its product RAS related 2 (gene rras2). Gene Ontology annotation, biological process: Ras protein signal transduction. Lineage: Eukaryota; Metazoa; Chordata; Actinopteri; Clupeiformes; Clupeidae. The transcript is spliced from 6 exons. Bases 269 to 877 code for a protein of 202 amino acids. Gene Ontology annotation, molecular function: GTPase activity; GTP binding; GDP binding. Gene Ontology annotation, cellular component: plasma membrane. The record is from RefSeq and is a predicted model, not a curated record.